Messenger RNA from Racocetra persica, 182 nucleotides. NCBI's taxonomy places the organism in Eukaryota, Fungi, Glomeromycota, Glomeromycetes, Diversisporales, Gigasporaceae. The record is from the annotation of a GenBank genome assembly.
AAUUGCUCAUUAUGAAAGGCCAAAGGAUGGUGUUCAACAAUUUGCCUUAAAUAAUUUGAUAGCUUCAAUAGAUUCUUCUGAAACUGUUAUAUCAGAUACCCAACUUUCUCUUUCGGCAAAUACACUUCCUACUAACAACUUGUACCAAGAAUUUAAAUCUGCAAGACAAAUUUAUCAAGCAA